This is a messenger RNA of Haliotis rubra (blacklip abalone), 400 nucleotides long. Its product is annotated as monocarboxylate transporter 12-B-like. Lineage: Eukaryota; Metazoa; Mollusca; Gastropoda; Lepetellida; Haliotidae. Gene Ontology annotation, molecular function: monocarboxylic acid transmembrane transporter activity. The record is from RefSeq and is a predicted model, not a curated record. The transcript is spliced from 2 exons. Bases 38 to 400 code for a protein of 120 amino acids. Gene Ontology annotation, biological process: transmembrane transport; monocarboxylic acid transport.
UGAUGACAUACGCUGGCUCUUCCUCACAUACGCCCUGAUGGCGGGACUUGGCCAAGGAUUGUGCUACACUGGCUGCCUCGUGUUACUAGGGUUUUACUUCAAGAAGCGGACAAGCCUAGCCACGGGGAUAGGAAUAGUUGGCAUUGGCAUCGGCAACUUUAUUCUGCCACCUCUCACACAGUACCUGGUGGAUGGGUAUGGACUCAAAGGGGCCUUCCUUCUCCUGGGAGCAGUGACCUUUCAGUCUUGUGUGUGUGGUUUUCAUGAGACCUUCCCAACACGAGCGUCAAAGACAUCAGAGGUACCAAGAAGACGGAGAAGCCAACCAAGAGAACCUAGCCUCAAGAUGUCAAUCCUGCUUCAACCAAGUCCCGCUCAUGCUCUAUACCACACUUCCUAA